CAAACAUGGCGGCUCGGAAGGCGGGGAUCUUGGCUCUGCUCACUUCUUUUCCUCGAGGCGGCUGCUCUAGCUACGACUCCGGCAGUGACGACGAAAGUGAAGCCCGCGCGUGCGCCUACAUGUUGGAGAAGUUGUUUCCGCCACCAACUAAACGGCCAAAGAUCGUCGGUUACAUCGAGGACGUCGUCCACAAAUACUCGGACGAGGAGUUCCGGAGGAACUUCAGGCUGCCACGGUCAGCGUGCUACGACCUCAUAUCAGAUUUCGAGGAGUCCUCAUUCUACCCGGACUCGUUCUCCAGAGGAGGAAUUCCGCAAAAGACGGCCGAGGAGCACAUCCUGUCGUUUCUGUGGUUCGCAGGAAACAAGUGCUGCAUCCGAGAUGUCGCAGGCCGCUUCAAUCUCAGCGAGGGCGGCUUCCAUAAUAUGAAGGAGCGGGUGGUCAACUAUCUGCUGGCCAUCGCCCCAAGUGUCAUAAAGUUUCCGGCGGACUUGGACAGCCUUGCUUCAGACUUCGAAGAGGUUUCUGGAAUCCCCGGCGUCAUCGGAUGCAUCGACGGAACGUACAUCAAUUUCCGUUGUCCAGACGAGAAGAUCCCCGCAACGUAUGUGAACCGGCACGAGGCCCUGUCAUUAACCUUGCAAGGGGUAUGUGAUGACAAGCGCCGGUUCAUCGAUGCUUUUACGGGGGUUUCGAGUCGGAUCCAUGACGCCAGGGUUUUCGACCUGUCGGACCUCUCCGAAAGGCUUCCCGCUCUCUGUAGGAGAGGGAAGUUCCACAUUCUAGGGGAUGCGGCAUACCCCAGCAGGGAGUACUUAGUGACCCCUUUUAAGGACUACGGCAAGAUGACCCGUGAACAGAGAGAUUUUAACAGAGACUUCUCUGCCACACGGGUGACAAUAGAAAACUCCUUCCAGGUACUGAAGCGCCGCUUCAUGCAGCUGUCCUACCUUGAGUUUGCGGAGGUUGACACAGCUAGUAAAUUUAUUAUGUCGUGCUGUGUGCUACAUAACCUCUGCAUUCAGUCAGGAGAUCUCGAAAUUGAGGGCGUAGAAGCCACAAGUGACCGUCUGCCAGAUGACGAUGACACAAUUGAGGAGACUCGCCCUGUUCUACGAAGCAGAGGAAUUGCGAAACGAGAGAGACUUUGUGAUUAUGUGAAUCGGCCUUGAUCGUUGCACAAAAUAAUGUUCUGCAUCAAGUAUUGUUUUACAGUCAUGUCUCAUUAAAGGGCAACUCCGGUCCAUACUUUCGAUUUUGGGAUUAUGCCUGUUUUUAGUGCAGUCAGCGUCCCUGAAUUGCAAGCUGUAUUUUUUUUCUCGUUAUUGUGCGUAGUUUUAAAGAUAUCGACGCCUCAAAGUUUUGUUUGGGGUGCGGCCAACAAAACCGAAACUAGCUGCUAUGUGAAUGUGACAUCAGGAUCGUUCUCGAUCAACGAGUAUGCAGGCCGAGCGGCACCUACCUCUGCUGCGCUAGCCGUCUAAAGAUGGGUGAUAUGCUAAUUUUGUUUUAAUUCUGUAUACCUGGUAGUUA
Ixodes scapularis (black-legged tick) is the source of this 1533-nucleotide messenger RNA. RefSeq names its product putative nuclease HARBI1. The transcript is spliced from 4 exons. The record is from RefSeq and is a predicted model, not a curated record. NCBI's taxonomy places the organism in Eukaryota, Metazoa, Arthropoda, Arachnida, Ixodida, Ixodidae. The coding region runs from base 6 to 1172 and encodes 388 amino acids.